This is a messenger RNA of Phoenix dactylifera (date palm), 769 nucleotides long. RefSeq lists its product as uncharacterized. Gene Ontology annotation, cellular component: nucleus. Gene Ontology annotation, molecular function: RNA binding. Lineage: Eukaryota; Viridiplantae; Streptophyta; Magnoliopsida; Arecales; Arecaceae. The record is from RefSeq and is a predicted model, not a curated record.
AAAGGAUAAUAGGGUUCAAUCACCCCUCGUCACUUCACUCUCUUUCUGCUUCACGUUUAGGGCUACGGUUAGGGUUAGGGUUUCGGUUGCCUCUCUCUCUCUCUCUCUCUCUCUCUCUCUCUCUCUCUCACAUCAAAUCCUCCCAUGGAGGAGAUCACAGAGGGGGUGAACAAUCUUAGCGUCACUGAUUUGAACAAGAAGAAUCGGAUCCAGGUCUCUAAUACCAAGAAGCCGCUCUUCUUCUACGUCAACCUAGCAAAGAGGUAUAUGCAACAGCAUGACGAAGUCGAGCUUUCAGCUCUUGGAAUGGCCAUUGCAACCGUUGUGACUGUUGCGGAGAUUCUGAAGAACAAUGGUCUUGCUGUUGAGAAGAAGAUUAUGACAUCUACUGUUGAUAUGAAGGAUGAAUCAAGGGGAAGACCCAUCCAAAAAGCAAAGAUUGAGAUAUUGUUGGGGAAGACAGAGAGCUUUGAUGAAUUGAUGGCUGCUGCAGCAGAGGAGAGGGAUGUGGCAGAUGGCGAGGAGCAGAGCUGAAGAAAUAGAUACCUUUUUCUUAUUUGUUUUUCUGUUUGGUAUGCCAGUUUUGUUUGUUUUCCAGGGUAUUAGAUUGUCCAUGAUUAUGAAUUAAGAUCGCUGCUGUAUGCUUUCCUCGUAAGCUCUCGUUUUAUCAUUGUGGUUGCCUUGUAGAGAUUGGAUCGAAAGGUCUUUUAAUCUUCAAGUAUGUUAGAUUUACCGUGGAAAAAUUCAUAAGAGAGAUGUGAUUCAAACC